Molecule: messenger RNA, 1002 nt
Organism: Limanda limanda (common dab)
Lineage: Eukaryota; Metazoa; Chordata; Actinopteri; Pleuronectiformes; Pleuronectidae
Product: transmembrane anterior posterior transformation protein 1 homolog
Exons: 10
Coding region: 1-1002 (333 amino acids)
Biological process (GO): maintenance of protein localization in endoplasmic reticulum; positive regulation of cilium assembly
Cellular component (GO): ciliary basal body; endoplasmic reticulum membrane
Source: RefSeq, a predicted model, not a curated record
AUGAAGGUGGAAGGCACAUCCCUGGGCAUCAAGCCCAAGCCUACCGCCCAACCACCAGCCCCGCAGUCCUCCACCAAAAGGCCUCCCCCACCGAAGGCUACGAAGGCGACCAACGAGCUGCGCGUGGACGGCACGAGGAUGGAGGAACAAGUCCUCCAUUCCAUCCUCAUCAUGGUCCAAGCCUGCACCUUCAACAUCGCCUUCACCUCCAACAACACCGUGGUCACCCUGAUACGCGCCAAUACGCCAGCGCAGGUGUGUGACGUGCUGAAGGGCCUGAUCAUGGUGCUGUGCGUCUCCAUGAUGCACUACGUGGACUACUCCAUGAUGUACUACCUCAUCCGAGGACAGUCGGCCAUCAAACUCUUCAUUAUCUACAACACGUCGGAGUUGGCAGAUCGGCUCUUGGCCUCUUUAGGUCAAGACAUCCUGGACUCUCUAUACUGGACGGCCACAGAAUCCAAGGUCCGGAAAAGAGACAGUAAAAAAGUCAUCUUUCACUUCCUCUUGGCCGUCUUCUACGUCUGUAUCCUUCUGGCUCAAAUCAACAGCAGCAUAACAGCAGAGCACCUGUGGCCGUUCUUUCUCGAUUUCUUCAUGGUCAUCUGCUCUGAUGUUGUUUUCGUCAUUUUAAAACACAUUUUCACCAUCAGGUUUAAUGACAUCACUGAAGAAGUGUACAGUGAAUACAGAGCCAGUCUGGCCUUCGAGCUCGUCAGUAGUCAACAGGACAAUGCUAGUACUGAAUACUGUGACGCACUGGCUCGGACGAUGGAUCUCACCCCUCUGCCUUUGGCUGUUGUGCUUAUCCGAGCGCUGUUGACUACAUUCAAGGUGCAGGGAACCCCAUAUACGUGUGUUUUCCUUUUUUAUCUUGGGUUGGUUACACUUAAAGUGUUUAACAGCAUUGUGCUCCUGGGGAAGUCGUGUGUUUACGUCAAGAGAGCCAACGUGGAGGACAAACUGUUUGAGAAGCCCUCCACCCCCACUGCCUCUUCCUGA